AACAGAAAGAAGGCAAGCUGCCACACAUACACAGGCACACACACAUACAGACGUCAAUAGUGUAAAACGCAGCGUAGGCAAACAAAGGGUGAGAGAGCAGCGCGCUCGCUUGCACACAUUACGUGCGCAACUGGUGUGGGAACGAGACGGCGCAGGUAGCAGCGCAAUAUUGGAGUGCGAGUGCCAAAUGUCGCAUGAAAUUACAACACUGGUGUGAAAGACGAACGGCAACAACAACAAGCAGGCAGGCAGGCAAGCUAGCUAGCUAGCAAGAAGAAGCAGGAACAUAAACAAAACCAAAACAAGUACAAAACGGGCGCCGGUUACAGAGUGACAACCAUCAACCCCACCCCUCCCCACACAUAUUGAAUGCAAAAAUGCUGCCAAGCAUGCAGACAACAACAACAACAAACAACAACAGAUGUCAUGUGGAAACGGCACGGGAUGUGGCCCAUGUGGAAUACGAUGUUAUCAAUUACUACACCCAAACGAAUGUGAAUCCGAAUUUGUGUCCCAAUCUGGAUGCACUGCACCAGCAACGCUGUUCCCGUAUCAACAACAACAACAAUAACAACAACAGCAGCAGCAAUAGUAGUAAUACAAAUACAUUAUUGGAUGUUGUUGUUAAUGCGAGAGCGGCGCGCGAGGAUUCCACUGCCACGCCCACACAACAACAACAUCAACAUACCAGCAGCAACAGCAGCUCCUCGUCGCCUACAAUGCGUAACGGUUUUGGCAACCGUCUACGGAGCAUCGGCAAAGGCACAAGCAAUGCAAGCUCCGGUGCCAAUUCCAGUUCCACACCUACGUUGGGUGUUAAUAUGCGUGUAACGGGACAGUGCAGUCAGGGCGGUCGCAAAUAUAUGGAGGAUCAGUUCUCGGUUGCAUAUCAAGAGUCACCGUUGACCCAUGAAUUGGAAUACGCAUUCUUUGGCAUCUAUGAUGGACAUGGCGGCACCGAAGCGGCCCUCUUUGCCAAGGAGCAUCUCAUGCUCGAGAUUGUCAAGCAGAAGCUGUUUUGGUCCGAUAACGAUGAGGAUGUGUUGCGGGCGAUACGCGAAGGCUACAUUGGCACACACUUUGCCAUGUGGCGCGAGCAAGACAAAUGGCCACGCACUGCGAAUGGACAUCUGAGCACCGCCGGCACCACAGCCACCGUGGCGUUUAUGCGUCGCGAAAAGAUUUACAUUGGCCAUGUGGGUGACUCGGGCAUCGUGCUGGGCUAUCAGAAUCCCAACGAGCGUCGCUGGCGAGCGAAACAGCUGACAACGGAUCACAAGCCCGAAUCGGUGGCGGAGAAGAGUCGCAUUCAGCGUGCCGGCGGACAAGUGGCCAUUAAAUCGGGUGUGCCACGCGUCGUUUGGAAUCGUCCCCGAGAUCCGAUGCAUCGCGGCCCCAUCCGUCGACGGACCAUUGUCGAUGAUAUACCGUUUUUGGCUGUGGCCCGUUCUCUGGGCGAUCUCUGGAGCUAUAAUUCGCGCUACAAAGAGUUCGUUGUUAGUCCCGAUCCGGAUGUUAAAGUGGUUAAAAUUGAUCCCAACACGUUUAGAUGCCUUAUUUUUGGCACGGAUGGUCUGUGGAAUGUGGUGUCGCCACAGGAGGCUGUCGAUUCGGUGCGGGAGAAGCAUUUUAUUGGCGAGUGCCUGCACGAGCAGGACGUCAUGAAUCCCAGCAAGGCCCUUGUCGAGAGGGCCCUCAAGACCUGGGCAAGCAAAAAGAUGAGGGCGGACAAUACAUCCGUUGUAACUGUGAUACUCACGCCAGCUGCAGCUGCAACAACUUCAACAAGUGCAACAAGUGCAACUGCAACUGCAACAACAACUGCAACUGCAACUGAAAACAUAGAUUUGCUGGUGGAUACAGAGAACAAUUAUCCAUCUGAAUUGGAUGAGCUGGUCGAGGAUGAGCAUGAUGAACUGAAUAUGGAGCUGUGCGCCGCCAACAUUGAGGAGCAAGAGUAUCUGCAUGACACACCUUACAGUGCCUUGGCCAAGCGGCAUUUGCCUCCGGAGCCUUAUCGCAAUUUCGACUACUACAUUGAGGAGCAGCAGUUGCAGCUACUCGAAGAGGCAGAGGAGCAAGAACAGGAGGAGGAGGAGGAGGAACAUGAACACGAUGACGAUGACGACGACGAGGAGGACGAGGAGGAGGAGACGGAGGGGGGCGUGGUGGAGGUGGAGGAGGAGCAGUUAAUGCAACAGCAAAACGCAAACUGGCGAAAAUCACUGCAACAAUCGAUUGCCAACUGGCAUCAAACAUCAAUGAUGCGGGAAAUAGACGCAAUGCUGCAGGUGGCCCAUGAUGAGGAGGAGACGACUAUGACGACGACGACGACGACGGUGGCGGCGUCGGCGUCGGCAGAGGCGGAGGCUGAGGCGGAGACAGAACUAUAUUGUGGCAACAGCAACAGCUGUGAAUUGGAGCACAAUUAUAAUAGUUGCUAUGUCAGCAGCGCCUCGGUGAAUGGCAGCACGGAGGAAUACAGCUUUGCGGAGUCAUACAAUACGCUGCUAAACGAACAGCAGCAGCAGCAGACAACAUCAGCAACAACAAUCGCAACAGCAAUCACAGCAGCAACAGCUGCAGCUGCAGCACCAGCAGCAGCAACAUCAACAGCAGCCAGAGAAGGAGCAACAGCAGGAACAGUUGUUGACAGCAUGCAGGAGAUCUUGCAGGAGCAGCAGCGUUAUCAGCAACAAGAGGGCUACUCACUCACACAGCUGGAAACGCGACGCGAACAGCAGCAGCAGCACCAGCACCAACACCACCACAACCAAGUGGACAACAGCAACAGGUGGCAGCAAGAGCAGCAACAGCAACAGCAGCAGUCGACAGCCACUUAUGUUGAGCAGCCGGUGGAGCUCUUGGCGCUUAAUGCGCUACUGCAGCAGGAGCGCGAUGAGGAGCAGCAGGUGGCAUUGGAACGGGAGCAGAAGCAACAGCAGCAACAAUUGUUGCUGGUUGAGGCAAGCAGCUCUAGUUGCAGUUCCAAUUCCAGCGCCAGUUGCAGUCCAUCCAGUUGCACUGUCGAAACUCAGUUUGCCUAUGCCACUGCUAGCUGGAAUGCCAGCAAUGUGGCAACGCUGCAGGACAAUGAAGUUAGCUCAACGCUACCGGCGACGCCGACGCCGAUGUCUACUAGCAACAGCAGCAGUGCUGAAGAAGCGCAGCCAAUGGAAAGCCAACAGGAUCAGCAGCAGCAGCAACACCAACAACAACAACAACAAAUGACGUCAUCACAUCCGUCGCGGAUCAGGCGACAAAUGCGUCGCUAUCGAAAUGUGCCCAAUGAGAAUCACCAACAUAUGCAAACGCGUCGCCGACAGAUGUUCAAGCAUAGCAGCAAAAGUAAGGCUUACAGCGCUGCAGCAGCGUUUGUUGCUGCCUACAGCAGCAGCAACAACAACAGCAGCAGCAGCGCUGAAGUUUUGCCUAGCAGCAACAGCAGCAGCAGCAGCAAUAAUGUCAAAAGCGACAUCAGCAGCAGCAAAAAUAACAGCAGUAACAGCAGUAACAACAGCAGCAGCAGCAACCGCAAACGUCGACGCAGCGUCGUCAACAGUGGCAACGGCAGCAGCAGCAGCAGCGCUGUUAUGAUGACGCGUCGCAGUCACAGCCUAAGUUUGGCCACUGGCAGCGGCGUCAGCAAGCGUCAACUGCGCAGCAGCAUCUGUCAGCUUGGCAAUUUGGAUAUGACAAAGCGCACGCUGCGAACGCGCAAUGUGACGCCAGCGGCGAACAGCGGCAGCAGCAGCAAUAACAAUAACAACAACAGCAACAGCGGCAGCAAUAUCAACGCCAGCAAAUCCGCACACACAUUCAAUAAACCAGCAACGCCAGCAGCGAUGCCAGCAACAGGAGCAACAUCAACAGGAGCAACAGCAAAAACAGCAGCAGCAGCAGCAGCAACAUCAGUUGUUGUACGACGUUUGCGUCAGAGCAAUGAGGAGCGCGAACAGCGACGCAGCCUGCGGCGCAGUACUUUAAGCGCCAGCGGCAGCAACGCCAACAUCAGCAGCAGCAGCAUCAGCAGCAGCCCAUUAGGCAAGCCGACGCGACUGCAGUCGUGCAGCGGCGGCAUUGCAGCGCGGCCACCGCCAGCGCCAAAGAAAUUGAAUGCGGUUGUGCCGACGCUGGCAAUUGGUACGCGUGCUUAUACAGCGGCUCUGGCUGCGGCAGCGGAUUUAAGCAAGCGCUGGUCUCUGCGCAGCAGCAGUGCGAAUGCAAAUGCGAUGGCAACACUGGUCACAGCCAUCAGCUGUUAUAGCAGCAGUGCGCGCAGCCGAACAGCACCGACAACGACGCGUCGGCGUUAAGAACUGUAAUGGAAUGGGAAUGGCAAGGGAAGGGAAAGGGAAAGGAAUGUGUGGAGCAGCUUGGCAGUGAAAAGUGGACUGGCGUUGCCAGCGCGUUUCAAAAUUUCUAGUACAAAAUGUUAAAAAUAAAGCAACCUAAAUAAUUAAUGAAAAGUGAUUGAAGUGAGAGCGAGAGCGACAGCGAAGGCUUAUUGAGAAGUUGGUUAACUUAUGUUAUAUUGGUAUAAGAAACCAAAAUACACAAAAUCAGAAUUAAGUUAAGUUAAGUUACACACCACACAUAACACACGUAUAUAUAUAUAUAUAUAUAUAUAUAUAUAUAUAUAUUAUUUAAAAGCAUAGCGAUUAAUUUAAAAUAUAUUGUAAUAAGCUAACUCUUAACCAUAUCGCACUCAUUCUACAAAAGUGUAAGAUUUGUAAAUUAUGCUUAUAUUUGUUAGAUUUGCGUAAAAAGAACCAUCAACACUUACAAUGCAAUAUUUACAGUUAUUACAUUUUAGUAGAAUGUAUUCGAUAUUAAUACAGAUAUAGAUUUAUGCACAUUUUUUUAUGGUCAUCUUUUGUGUGCGUCUCUUUAAAGAAAGCUUUAAGCGAUUAAAUAAUUUUUUUUUUGUUCCAUUUACAAACAUCAUGUAUUGAAUUAAGUUGUCAAAAGUAUUUAUUUA
Drosophila grimshawi is the source of this 4981-nucleotide messenger RNA. It is a transcript of the gene Pp2C1, whose product is annotated as putative mediator of RNA polymerase II transcription subunit 26. Gene Ontology annotation, cellular component: nucleus; cytosol. The record is from RefSeq and is a predicted model, not a curated record. Gene Ontology annotation, biological process: protein dephosphorylation. Gene Ontology annotation, molecular function: cation binding; mitogen-activated protein kinase binding; protein serine/threonine phosphatase activity. NCBI's taxonomy places the organism in Eukaryota, Metazoa, Arthropoda, Insecta, Diptera, Drosophilidae.